GUGUGUGUGUGUGUGUGAGUGAGUGAGUGUGUGUCCUCCCCGGCCGCAUGAGAUGAGCAGCCCGCAGUCUUCGCAGCCACUGUUUCCUCCUCCUCCUCCACCUCCUCCUCUCUGCGCCUCUGUGUAUGUGUCCACUCCGGGAUUGUUGACCACCGUGGGCUGAUCCUCCGCCGCCGAGUUCACUCCACUCGGCCCCGCUGCGUGUGCCCGAGCUUCACCGAGCACCGGCCCGCCUGCCUCGGCGUGAUCGGGCUGUGAGGUUCUUCUCUUGUGUCCACCUCCUGCUGAAACUGAUCCAACUGGGCAAAUUGUGCGAAAGAGCAGAGAAACACAAAACAUGGCAGUGGCCGGGUGUCCGGAUUAUUUCCUGCAUCAUCCAAAUUAUCAGCAGGACAAUAUAGACCGGUCCUCCAAUCACAGACAAGCUGACCUCAUUGGUCCGAGCUUCCAGCAAUCAGUCAAUCGGAGCUCUCCUAGCCACCAAGAAGACGAUGUUGACCUCGAGGCCCUGGUUAAUGAUAUGAACUCUUCGCUGGAGAGCCUCUACUCCACCUGCAGUGGUCAGCAGACAGAGACCACUCCACUACUGCACAAUGGACAGACCACUUCCUCGCACCAUCAUCAUCAUCACACACAACCUAACCACCCACGGCAGGGUCAGCACUCGCACGCACUAAGCCACGUCUCGCCGGAGCCGCCCUCCUCGUCCUCGUCCGCAGACUCGCCCCAGUCCAGCCUCCGACGGUCCCAACCUAUGCACAUCCUCGCUGUCAGGAGGUUGCAGGAGGAGGAGCUGAGGACAUCGUCUCUCCCGGCCAUCCCGAACCCCUUCCCCGAGCUCUGCAGUCCAGCAAGCUCACCUGUCCUCAGUCCAGGGUCUCUACCUCCCGACGAACCCACCACUGACAAUUAUAUUGUGAAGAUCUUCAGUGAAGACGGCAUGUGUAAAGUGGUGGAGAUCCCGGCCGACAUGACAGCCAGGGACCUGUGCCAGCUCCUGGUUUAUAAAAGCCAUUGUGUGGAUGACAACAGUUGGGCACUUGUUGAACACCACCCGCUGCUAGGACUAGAGCGCUGUCUAGAAGACCAUGAGCUGGUGGUUCAGGUCCAGGCCUUCAUGAGCAGCGACAGUAGGUUCCUCUUCAGGAAGAACUAUGCCAAAUAUGAAUUCUUCAGAAACCCCUUGACGUUUUUCCCGGAGCACAUGGUCGCGUGGUGCCAGGAAAGCAAUCGUUCGAUUCCACCAUCCCAGCUCCUUCAGAACUUCCUCGCGACCAGUAGCUGUCCAGAGAUCCAGGGGUAUCUGUACGUGAAGGAGGUGGGGAGGAAGUCGUGGAAGAAAGUUUACAUGUUCCUGCGGCGCUCAGGGCUCUACUGCUCGACAAAAGGAGCCUCAAAGGAGCCCAGACAUCUACAGUUACUUGCAGACUUAGAAGAAAGCAACAUGUUCACUGUCAUCACAGGCAAAAAGUAUCACGGUGCGCCCACAGACUACGGCUUCUGUAUCAAGCCCAACAAAGCUCGAGGGGAGUUGAAAGACUUGAGGAUGCUGUGUGCCGAGGACGAGCAGGGAAGGACCUGUUGGAUGACCGCCUUCCGACUCUUUAAGUAUGGGAUUGGAUUGUAUCAGAAUUACAAGAUUCCUCAACAAAGAAAAACCUUAAUUUCACACUUCUCAGCUCCUGUGCGGAGUGUGUCGGAGAACUCCCUCGUGGCCAUGGAUUUCUCAGGGAGGAUAGGCAGGGUGAUCGACAACCCUGUGGAGGCCCAGAGUGCUGCCAUGGAGGAGGGACACGCGUGGAGGAAGAGGAGUCAACGAAUGAACAUAUUAGGCUCCCACAGUCCACUGCACCACUCCUCACUAAGCUCAGUUAUCCACAUAGCACAGCUGUGGUUUCAUGGCAGGAUAUCCAGAGAAGAAUCCCAUCGCAUUAUCCACCAGCAGGGACAAGUAGAUGGGUUGUUUCUGCUGAGAGUCAGUCAGAGUAACCCCAAGGCGUUUGUGCUCACGUUGUGCCAUCACCAGAAAUUCAAACAUUUCCAGAUACUACCGUGUGAAGAGGACGGCCAGAGCUUCUUCAGCCUUGACGACAGCGCCACCAAAUUCACCGACCUGAUUCAGCUGGUAGAGUUCUACCAGCUCAACAGAGGAGUGCUGCCUUGUAAACUCAAACACCCGUGCACCGCCGUGGCCUUAUGACAUCUUCAGAUCCUCUGACCCCGCCCCCAUCACCUGACCUGACUCUGCCUAAAACAAGCAAAACAAAAGGAAUCGUGGUGUCGGGCGGUUCUUUUUGUUUUUUUUAUCUUUAUAAGAAGCUGGUGAAUUGACUGAUGUUUCAUUGUCGUUGUUUUAUAUUGUCGUGAGUCCGCCAGAGACUGCUGACUUGUUGGAUUUCUUUUUAGUUUGCAUGGAUGUUUGAGGAGUCGGACUCGCAAACUCGCCCAAGCUGUCCCUCGGUCGUGAAGAGAGGGCGUAGGGGAAAUGAACACUGCCAUUUGUGUCAGCGCUGUUGCAAAAUCCACGGUCUCACUUUCCACAGUCGUCAAUAAGCUUGGACCCCAAAUCCUACCUGGAUGUUUUGAAGCGAAGUCUGUAUUUCCCUUCAACUGGACAAUCAGCAGGACAAGUCGAGCUUUGGUUAGGACCACUCUGCUCUCCUGAGAAUAAACACUUCUCCCCGCAAACUUUUCAUCACACGUCCUUCGAGAGAAUAAGCUGCAGAUGGAGAGGUGAUUGUUUUGCACGCAUCGAACUGGGAGUGGCCUUUGACAGUGCAUGACCUUGACUUAACUGUGAGACGAUGCCGCCGCCCUCUAGUGUUGUAGGCACGCAAGGUCCACAAUUAAACGUGGAUGAGGUUCCGAGGCGUCAGAAAGAGUGUCGCUGUAUCAGAAGUUUGUCAGGUCAAAGUACCUGGAGAAAAAAUGGCUACGUAAAAAUCUGGAACUAUUAGAACAACGUAUUUUUAUAGUGGACAAGACUGCAUUAUUCAUCCUCUCAGAAAUUCAUUUUCUCAUCUAUGAAAACACAGGGUUUCUUUUCUCGUUGAUACGCGUAUGUCUUGUCAUCAAAUUCAUCUUUAUUCAUUGUUUCAUAUACAUUUUUUUGCAGUCUGGAUAUUUGCAAACCCUCUAUUCUCUAUAUAAGCUACAAUGGGGUAAAUCUGCACUUGUUAUUCUACUGCACGCGUCUUAUUCCCAGGCGACUCUCACAAAAAGAGCAUAAAUCGAACCAUGGUGUCAUUCAGGGUAAUAUUACGAGUAUUAAAACAACUGUAUCCAGGAUGAGUUUUUCAAAAGAAGCCAUAUGUAGUAGUUGUAUCCAUUGUCUCUCCCUACAGGCAAUUGCAGGCCUACAUAAAGCUACCUGUUGCAUCAGAUAAAGUGGGACAGCGGAGAACAUCGUUUUUUCUCUCCAUGCUACAGCACAGGGAAGGGUAAUCACUGGCAUUUAACACGUAACAGUCAGCAAAUGAAAGGAAACACAAUCUUCCGUUGUUCUUUGCCAAACUACUUCAGCCGGGAGAUACGGCGGACACACGAUGCAGCACGAUCACCUCCUACCUGCCGGGAGUCAGAGAGAAGGUGUCCAUCGUGGUUUCGGUGGCUCUGACUCCACACUGACAGUUGACUCUGUGCAUUACACGUCGCACGAUGCGGCCUUUACCUGCCUGUGAACAAACUGUAUCACACACACACACACACACACUGCCUACUGCACACCACCUGUUUGAAUGAAAAAAUCUGAAGAGAGAGAAGUUUGUCACAUAUCAGAAUUAUGAAAACAGAAUGAUCGCUGCCUCACGUUUCCUCUCUGCCCGUUUCACCCAGUCUCAAUGUCUUAUGUUUUUUUUCCUUAUUCAGUUUGAGAGCAGGACUUGUUGAUUUCACAUUCAGAUGUUGUAACGCUUUCACUCAAAAACCCAGUGCUUGCACUCCGAUUUCCUGCUCUCCAGCUUUAGCUCCUGUGCCGUUUCUGUGCGUACGUGAACAAUCUGCUCUCUGGUUUUUGGAGUUUUUUUGUCCAACAUGUCUGUCAAAAUUCCCAAACCAAUAGAAUGUCAGGUGUAUUGAUCCUUGAUGCCCUGCUCUCAAGCUGAAAGACCACACUCUUGAAUAAAGACAGGAAACCCACAUUUCUCUAGUGUGAAGCUGGAACAUUUAGGCUUCAUAGUGCAAAACUCUCACAGGACCUAUUAACCCACGUCUCUACAUUUGAGUUUACUGACUCGCAGUGCAUGCUGUGUUUUUUAAAAGACAGUAAAGAGAGCAUCAGACUGAGGGCAGAGGGUAGACAACUCUUAGUCAGUUUCAGAAUACGGAUUUCAGCACAGAUCUCUGCCAUCUCAAACCUCGGGGAAGCUAUUUAAACUAAUCGUGGUCACUUGAGUCUCUCCUGGUGAAUUGGGUUCAGAAUCCCUCUUCCUCCAAUGUCUUAAGACAAACGGCAUUUUUUGUUUUUCCGUUUCUUCGCCUGAAAUUUCUCAUCACUCCCUUGAAAGCAGCCAUCUUUUAUUUACCUGCAGGUUUUUUUAAGGUGACCAUCUGAGAUGCAGAAUAGCCGCACUAUAUCGACACUUUGCGUGGUCACCAUCUAAGAUGCAAUGACUCAAUCAUUUUUAAAGUAUUGUUGCAGCAAAAUGUAUUUAUUUAUCUGGAUGUGAUUACUUGAAAAUUUUAGAUUUCUUUUUCUCAGCGCUGUUCUGUACUGUUUUCUGUUGUUACCAUGAAAUGAUUGACCAGUGUGAUUUAUUAUUUUAUUAUUUUUAUUACUGUAAUGACCUAGCAACUAUGGAGUAUUUUUUUUCUUUUUUUCUUUUUUUUAAAGUUUUGAUUAUUCAGAAAUUUUGUCAUCAUCAACACAAUGUUUUUUUUAAAGCACACUUGCAUCCAUAGUAUUAACAUUGUCAUUCCAAUAUAUGACAGCCCGAAUGUUGUGAAAUUGAUAACAAAAUUACUUGAGCUUCCCAAAGCAUUAAUAGUGACUAAGAUAUUUUUUCAAACCCUUUUUAUGUUUCUUUUUUUCACCCAAUCUAUAAAAUAUAUCUUCUUUUAAGAAUUCCAACCAGUUUAUAUUAAAUAAAGCCUCACAUUUUCUUCCCAUCACCGACUUUAGGUGACCAUAGAUAUGAAUUAAAGUAACAAAACAACAGAUGUUUUGGGAAACUGGGUCAAGUAAACCUCAACAUGCUCAUAAUUCACUGUUGAAAUGCCUUUUACUGAGGAAAGAAUUGUAGAGAUUUAGAUGUAGGAAAAAGCCCCUUUCAUUCAAGUUAAAGCAUCUUAAAAUACUAUUAGUUAUAAUUGAAAGAAUCCACAACAAAAUAUAUAUAAUAAGGCAUUGUCACAAUUUCCUCUGUGUUAAUUUAUACCCUUAUAACUGCAAUGAACAGGGAACUAACCAAACCACAUCAGAGCAACACGGUCAGCUGGGUCACAGCGUUGAUCUCAGAGUGAAGAAACUUAAAUUAGCAGGUAGUUUUGAUCUUUUGCAUGAAUGUGUAUUGUGUAGGGAUUCUUUCUCAUAUCUGAGAUGUUGAUUAUUCAUUGUAAUCUGGAUUGGAUUGCUGAAUAGGUUCUCACUGAAAUGUUGAUGUUAGUAUUAAUCUACAGUCCCCCCCAAGAUUCAGAUUCACUCCACCCACUUUGCUCCCCUUCUUAAAUUCCCAAUAUUGCUUAUUUUUUCUGACUGAUGUGAACGGUAGCUGAGGUUAAGGUGAGGGACGGGUCACGUGUUGUACGGUGGAGUCAGUGUUCGCAAAGAAGAUAGUUGCUGGAUCUUAGUUGCUCUCAAUGCAAAAGGCAGGAAAUAAAUUCAAAUAGUGGAUACAUGGACUAAUGAAUCAGGUGAUUUGGACUUCCACAUUUUUUUACACUUAACAGAGAUGAAUGUAACUGGGUUGCUCAGGGUUGAUUAAGAGCAUGUUAAAAACUACUGGUCCAUCAGGUCUCGAGGACGUUUAUGUACAGGAUGAUGAUGACUCGUGAAUAUUGUAGUUUCAUUGAGCUGCGAGUUGUUAACUUUUCUCCAUUAUGUGCACCACCCAUCUGCUAGUUGUGAUUACUUGAAAAAUAUCCUUGCAGCAAAAUUGAGUAGAUCCAGUGCUUAAAAAAAGAGUACAUUUAGUUUAACAGUGUUUUUUUAAUAUUAUUGUUUAAGCUGUUCAUUUAAGAAGAAAAAAAAGCCUAAACUACUUGCCUGACUACCUGAGCUGAUUUAGCUAUUAAGCCUCAGUUUUCAAUCUAAAAAACACAAGCUAAUUUUUCAUGCAUCGAUUUAGCCUAAUCUGGUCCAUUUAAUCAUAUUAGGCUGUGUAUUGUGGAGAUGAUCAAGUGCACAUUUAGACUGUGUAAAUAAAAGAACCAACAGUUUUGGUAGCCAGGUGACAUGUAACCACAGAUGGUGCCUCUGGUGACUUCUCUUUCUCUGCAUAAACCAGGCCUGACGUUUAGGCCAAAUGUCAGAUAAAGCAAUGCUUCAGAUGGGACCAUUCACACUCAAAAACUCUGGCGAAAAGGUGCUUGAGAGUGGAUGCUCGUUUUUUCUGCUGCAGUUUCAGUUGAGUUUUAAAAUCGAACGCAAAUUGGCCCCAAUCCUGCAAAGUUGGAUUGAUCGGUUUUCAUCUUGGCUCUUUUGCAUUUUCAUAACAUUGUCACAAUGCAAGAUACCAUGGCUGUACAAAUGAGUAAAGUAAAUAUAUAUGUAUAUAUGUGUAUAUAUAUAUAAUAUGUGUAUAUAUGUAUGCAUAUGUACACAUAUUUCUAUAUGUAUACAUAUAGAAAUAUAAACUAUUACGUAUUUCAGGGAAUGCAAAAAGAAAACAGUAACUUAUCUCUUUUUUGUAAGAGAGAGGUCCUGUAUUCAUAAUGUGCUUUGCUUCAAUCUGUACAUAGUUGAAUGGCUUAUAAAUCAUAAUUGUAACCUUUUCAGGUAUUUUUGUACAAAUAAGGGACUGAUAUAUUCUGUUUAUUGUAAUUAGAAUAAAACAUUAAUACAUUGAUAUAAAAA
Molecule: messenger RNA, 7012 nt
Organism: Hippoglossus stenolepis (Pacific halibut)
Lineage: Eukaryota; Metazoa; Chordata; Actinopteri; Pleuronectiformes; Pleuronectidae
Product: growth factor receptor-bound protein 10
Exons: 17
Coding region: 338-2200 (620 amino acids)
Biological process (GO): negative regulation of Wnt signaling pathway; negative regulation of insulin receptor signaling pathway; insulin receptor signaling pathway
Molecular function (GO): insulin receptor binding
Source: RefSeq, a predicted model, not a curated record